GACCAGAAGUGAGAGUUCUGCGUGCUUUUUGACGUGUUUUCAAAGGCCGCUCCGAUCUACCGCUGUCGUCUCGUCGAAGGCCACUUUGUCCCCACACACGCAGUCACAAAUGGCACCUCGAUAAUGUGGACCGCGGGCUCCCGAACCUCCCGUUGCCGCCGUCGCGUCGCCGUGCCUUCGUGAGCGCCUCCGCCGCCGCCGGGCCAAGACCCCACCGCCGCCAGCCGCCAACAUGGCCUCGCCGCUGUCCCCCCCACGCACAUCUGUCAGAGCGGCUUCGGUGGUCGUCGUCGUGCUCCUGAUGUCGGCGACCGCCGCGGAGGGCUCCCAGGGCGACCGAGAGCCGGUGUACAGGGACUGCGUCAAGCAGUGUGUUCAAAGCAACUGCACCGGAGCUCGGCUACGGCGAUACCAGACAGUCCAGUCGCAGUACAUGGCACUCACAGGUUGGACUUGCCGCGAUGAUUGCCGCUAUGAGUGCAUGUGGGCCACGGUGGGCGUUUACCUGGCUGAAGGCUACAGAAUCCCGCAGUUCCACGGCAAGUGGCCGUUUACACGCUUCCUGUGCUUCGAGGAGCCGGCGUCCGCCCUGGCCUCGCUCCUCAACGGCCUGGCGUGCCUUCUCAUGCUGCUGCGCUACCGGAGCACCGUGCCACGCCAGAGCCCCAUGUUCAACACCAUCAACGCCUUCUCUCUGGUGUCACUCAAUGCUUGGUUCUGGUCCACGGUGUUCCAUACCCGGGACACAAUCCUCACUGAGAAAAUGGACUAUUUCUGUGCCACUGCAGUCAUUCUCUACUCCAUUUACUUAUGCUGCGUCAGAACGUUGGGCCUGAGGCACCCGGGGGUGUCCAGCAUCGUGGGGGUGCUGCUCAUCUUGGCCUUCACGUCACACGUGUCCUACCUGACCUUUGUCACCUUCGACUACGGCUACAACAUGGCCGCUAACACCUCCUUCGGCAUGGUGAACCUGCUGUGGUGGCUGUGCUGGUGCUGGAGGAACCGGCGGACGCUGCCGUACUGGUGGAAGUGCGGCCUGGUGGUGGUGCUGCUUCACGGCCUGGCCCUGCUGGAGCUGCUGGACUUCCCGCCUCUGCUUUGGGUCCUGGACGCGCACGCCAUUUGGCACCUGAGCACCAUCCCCGUGCACUUCCUUUUCUACAGUUUCCUGAUAGACGACAGCCUCUACUUGCUGAACACAGAAAAGCUGGGCGUCAAAGUCGAGUAGGAACUGAGCCCCGUCGUCCGACACCGCCGCAACUCUCCAAUCAUGGCCGCCGGACACCCCGACGUAGAAGUAGACCCGCCUCCCACGUGACCUGCAUGACACCUUCCAUCAGGCAGAACCGUUUACAUUGUUUUAUUAUUGGUAUUUAUUUGACAUUUUAUUUUUCGUUCUAUUUGCAUUUGCCUUAUUGUCCAUAUGUGGGAAAACAGAGUGAAAGUGAAACGUUUGAAUAUUUAAGAAUCCACUUUUUUGUUUUGUAUUUUUUUAAGCUAAGUUCAGCCCAAUAUGCAGUUUGAGCUUCCCUACGAUAGGUGGUGCCAAAAUCCCCUGAAAGUGUCUGGGUACAUCUGUACCAAAAGUGGGAGAGUGGUGCCCCCCCCCCCCAGUCCUGUGGAUUGUUCGAGAAAAAAUGGGGUGAGGUUAUGUUUGAAGGUCAUUUUAGCUGACUGAGAUUUUUCUUUUAUUUUGUGCCUCUGUUGUCUCCUUUGCUGCUUUUGUUAAUCUUUUUUUUCUUAAUUCGAUCACCUGCUCCCUUAAUUUUAUUUUUGGUGCUUUUGUUGUUGUUAUUGUUGUUGUUUCUACUAGAGUGGGAUGUGAUCAUGAAAUGGAAGUCUUUUAUUCACCUGGAUUGCCUUUUUAGCGUGACGACAAAUUGAAAAGAAUCAGAAGCGUUUCUGAAAGAGUGUUAUAUAUUAUGAUAUUUAAAGCAAAAUUUGUAUUGUAAGUGUUUUAAGAAAUGUCUUGAUGGCUUUUGUAUGGAUUUCAUUGCUGCAACGGUCCCUUCAGAAUGGCACGCACGCACCCCCAAAAUGCCAACAUGCUUGCGCCCGCCCCCUCCAUAUGUGCACUUAAGGGCCUGGCUCACUGGCAGAGUGAGUCAUCAGUUCGAUAUCGCCGCGACUCCUUGGCGACCCCGCUAGUCUCCAGGAGGCGCGAGUCGCCAACUAGUCUCCAGGUCAGUGAGACGACGGGCUGAGAGAUCCACACGGCAAUGUAUUGAGUUUGGAAUUCGGCUCACGCCUUUCUGUUUUGAGACUGAACAAUGGCCGCAAUGUGUGUUUUUUGUGGUCACGCACAAUUGGAUGGUUGCUGAAUGUUCUGACACGGGCGUGUGUAAAAGUACACUCACGUGAUAAUUUAGGAUUAUACAUGUACAGUGGUGCCUUAAGAUGCAAGUGACCCGACUUAACAAGAUUUUCAACAUAAGAGCAGGUAGUAAACAAUUCUUCAAAAAGGAGGCUUCAAGCUGUUUAAUGCCAGUUGACGUUUACUGUCAAACUAAACAGCCAUUUAAAACUACCACACAACUUUGCUUUCCGCUAGCUUAAUGCUAGCACACAAUGCAAAACACCAUAAUAGGGCUAACAGAUAAGCGUCAAGCGUCGCAAUGUCAAGCGUCGCAACGGAUAUUUGAACACAAAUGGUGCAUCAACACGUAGACAAAAUACAGAAAAUAUCACAGGCAUGUAUUUAUCCUCUGUGAAGAACUAAUAUUAUUGUGGGUUACUGAGAAGUGAGCGACUCCAUUUAUAAGCCGUAUGUCUGUACAAUACUGCCCCCAACUGGCCAAGGCACAGACAUGAAGGAGCAGCGCAAUAUCCGUUGAAUUAAAGCCAAACAAAAUGAGGCAAAAACUGUUUAAUGCUUAAACACAAUAUAAAUCUCUUCAAAAAAAGGAUUAUUACUACUACACCUGAGUCAUUUACAGCAGCAAAAAGAUUUGUCCUCGUGACUAUUAUACUGCCCUCCGGUGGCCAAGUCUCGCACACCAGGAGUCGUAAUAAAUUCAUGAUGCACAAAUUGUUAAUUCUUUACAUAUGUUAUUAACAGUUUUAAAAAGUAUAUUACAGACUGCUGUUUUCCAAAUGUCUGCUGUAUGGCUGCGAUUUAACAAAUUAAACUCGUAUCUCAAGGCACCAUUGUGUACAUGUACAUCAGAUGGGUGCAGUGGAAUGCAACAGUCCUGAACCGCGAGCUUUUAAAAAAAAAAAAAAAAAAGAU
Molecule: messenger RNA, 3229 nt
Organism: Phycodurus eques (leafy seadragon)
Lineage: Eukaryota; Metazoa; Chordata; Actinopteri; Syngnathiformes; Syngnathidae
Gene: pgap3
Product: post-GPI attachment to proteins phospholipase 3
Exons: 8
Coding region: 233-1228 (331 amino acids)
Biological process (GO): GPI anchor biosynthetic process
Cellular component (GO): endoplasmic reticulum membrane
Molecular function (GO): hydrolase activity, acting on ester bonds
Source: RefSeq, a predicted model, not a curated record